Molecule: messenger RNA, 3860 nt
Organism: Sesamum indicum (sesame)
Lineage: Eukaryota; Viridiplantae; Streptophyta; Magnoliopsida; Lamiales; Pedaliaceae
Source: RefSeq, a predicted model, not a curated record
CAUUAGAGAAAAAAACAAUAGUAGGUACGUAGUUGUUGUGCAGGUGGUGAAAUGGACAACGGUUCAACUGGAUUAUGGCCAGCAAUUCUUGAUAAGGUUUAUGAGCUGAUGAACCCGCCUUCCGCCGAUGGCGACCUCAAAAUCACUCGUAAUGAUUUCCCUCCUAAUUUUGUGUUUGGAACUGGCACUUCUGCGUACCAGAAUGAAGGUGCUGCUGCACAAGGUGGUAAAGGCCCUAGUAUCUGGGAUACUUUUACCCUCAACACUCCUGGGAGGGUUGUUGAUGGAUCUAAUGGAAAUAUGGCUACUGAUAUGUAUACCAGAUUCAAGGAAGAUAUUAAAAUUAUGAAGAAAAUGGGGUUUGAUGCCUAUAGAUUUUCCAUUUCAUGGCCAAGAAUUUUGCCCCGUGGAAGGUGUUGUGCUGGAAUCAAUCAAGAAGGAAUUGACUACUACAACAACGUGAUCGACACUCUCAUUGAACAUGGAAUUGAGCCUUAUGUGACUCUUUUUCACUGGGAUCUUCCUCAGUGUUUACAAGAUGAGUACGAGGGCUUCUUAAGCAAAAGAGUGGUGGAUGAUUUUCGCGAGUAUGCGGAGUUGUGCUUUUGGGAAUUCGGUGAUAGGGUGAAGCACUGGAUUACGCUGAAUGAGCCGACAACCUAUAGUAUUCAAGGAUAUGCGGCAUGCACUUUUCCCCCCAGUCAAACCCCUUCUCCAACGUUCCUUUCAGCUCUAAUUUCAUCAGUGAGAGAUUUCUUUCAUGAUCAUCCAGCUAUGCAAGGCUUUGAUAUCACUUCUAUUCCAUCAACUAUUCGCUCACUUUUGGCUUCACUUCUCCACUCAUAUUCUUCAGACACUUACACAGAUGGAACCAACGUUGUUGCUUACAGAGGCGUUUUUGAACCAACGCAACUCUUAUCCACAUUUCUCUAUGAUGAUACUUGUACUAAUUAUAACAAUUAUAGUUCAAAGCCAAAGACAGAUCAAACCAAAGAUGUCUAUAUUGUUGGAAGAAAUUUGCUCCUUGCUCAUGCCGCCGCAGUGGACUCGUACAGGAAAAAAUUCCAGGAACAUCAAGAAGGAAAGAUAGGAAUAACACUUGUCACCCACUGGCUUGAGCCUCUAAAUGAACGUGACCCUGAUGACAUAAAGGCUGCUAAAAGAGGCGUCGAUUUUAUGUUGGGAUGGUUCCUGGAACCUAUAGUAUCAGGCAAGUAUCCGCAAAGUAUGAUAGAUAAUGUUCCAACAGAAAACCUGGCUCCGUUUACAAAGUCUGAAUCUGAAAUGGUGAAAGGAUCAUAUGACUUUCUGGGUUUGAACUACUAUACAGCAAAUUAUGCUUCCAAUGAUCCUGAACCCGACUGUGCAGAUGGCUACUUUAAAGAUCAACAUAUUAAGCUUCACACUCGUCGAGAUUGGACGCCAAUCGGCAAAAUGGCUGGUUCAUCUUGGUUGUUCAUAGUUCCAUGGGGAAUUUACAAGCUCCUCAAACACACAAACGAAACGUACAAGAACUUGCCACCAAUAUACAUAACAGAGAACGGGGUGGAUGAAAGGAGUAAUCACAAACUUACUGCUCAUCAAGCCUGUGACGACACAAUGAGAGUGAACUAUUACCAGGAACAUCUUACAUAUGUUCGGAAGGCGAUGGAUGAGCACGUGGACAUAAGGGGUUAUUUUGCAUGGUCGUGGUGUGAUAAUUUUGAAUGGACUGAAGGGUAUUCAGUUAGAUUCGGGAUCAUGUAUGUGGACUUUAUGAAUGAUCUCAAAAGAUACCCCAAAAAGUCAGCUAUAUGGUUCAGUAAGUUUUUGAAAAGGAAGAAGAAGGUAAUUGUGAAUGCUAAGAAGAGGCAAAACACAAAAACUACUGAUUAUGAUGAUCUGGAUGCGCUGGAUUUUAUGGAGAAGCAAUUUAGCAGUAUGAGCAUCAGCGCAACAGAAAUAACUAAGGCAGACAGCACAUGUAACAUCAGCUGUAAUCAGUUCCCUAAUGAUUUUGUCUUCGGAGUUGGUACAUCUGCUUACCAGCAUGAAGGAGGUGCUGUAAAAGGCGGUAGAGGCCCUAGCAUCUGGGAUGUUUUCGCCUUGAACGCUCCAGGCAGAAUUGAUGAUGGAUCCAAUGGAAACGUAGCUGCUGAUAUGUAUACCAAAUAUAAGGAUGAUAUUAAGAUGAUGAAGAGCAUGGGUUUUGACGCCUAUAGAUUUUCGAUUUCAUGGUCAAGAAUUUUGCCCGGUGGAAGACUUUCCCUUGGUGUCAACAAAGAUGGAAUUGACUAUUAUAAUGAUCUUAUCAAUACUAUCAUUGCGAAUGACAUGACACCUUUUGUUACUCUGUUUCACUUCGAUCUUCCUCAUUCUUUGCAACAAGAGUACGAUGGCUUCUUAAGCAGAGACGUAGUGGAGUUUUUCCGUGAGUUUGCCGAGCUGUGCUUUUGGGAAUUUGGUGACCGAGUGAAAUAUUGGAUCACAUUGAACGAGCCAUGGAGUUAUGCUCAUAAUGGAUAUGUGACACGCCAAUUUCCACCUCUGGGCCGUGAUUUAACUGCAGCUCGACGUUCAGCAGCUCUAACUUCAACUCCGCCAGCUCUAACAAAAAGCACUACACCCAAAAUGAUGAACUACAUCCCCUGCAGAUGUAGGCCACAUGAUGAGCAACAUCAAUAUCUCAAGGCAGCUGCAGCCUCCAAUCAAUUUAGUAGCAGUGGGUCCAGACUAAGAUGGGAUCCUGCCAAAGAUGCAUACACUGUUGCAAGAAACUUGCUGCUUGCUCAUGCAGAAGCUUUUCACGCUUAUAGAACCAAAUUUGAGGAACAUCAAAAGGGCAAGAUAGGAAUUGCACUUAACUCAGUCUGGUGUGAGCCUUACAAGAAAGAUGAUGCUGAUGAUAUAGAAGCCGCCAAAAGAGCUAUGGAUUUUAUGUUUGGAUGGUUCUUGGAGCCUGUAUUAACUGGUCAAUAUCCAAAACGUAUGAGAGAUUACGUUCCUUCUGAAAAUCUGGCACCUUUCUCAGAUCGUGAAGCCGAGAUGCUCAAGGGCUCCAUUGAUUUUCUUGGCAUAAACUAUUACACAGCCAUUUAUGCAGCCAAUAAUCCCAAUCCCAGAGACGUCCAAGAAGGCCACUCUAGAGAUCAGCACGUCAAAUUUAGUUACACUGAUCCUCUUGGGACGCUAAUAGGUCCACAGGCUGGUUCGGAGUGGUUGCACAUAUAUCCUGACGGACUUUACAAUUUGCUGACAAAAUAUGUCAAAGACCAAUAUAAAGACAAGGUCCCGGUUAUAUACAUUACAGAAAAUGGGGUGGACGAAAAGAACGACUACACACUCACAGCUAAAGAUGCUUGUGCCGACAGCAUGAGAGAGGACUAUCAUAAACGCCAUCUUCUAAAGCUUCUAGAUGCAAUGAAUAAAGAUAAGGUGAAUGUAAAAGGUUACUUUGCAUGGUCGUGGUGUGAUAAUUUUGAAUGGACUGAAGGAUACACUGUCAGAUUUGGACUUAUUUAUGUCGACUACAUGAAUUAUCUCACAAGAUAUCCGAAAGCCUCAGCAAUAUGGUUCGCUAAGUUUUUGGCCACUAAGAAAUUUGUGCGUGAACAGAAGAAACAAGAACCUGGGCAGAAAUAAGCUGAUGGAGGCCAUGGCAGUGAUGGAUCUGUCUUAUGUUGGAUUAAUGCGUAUUUAUUGUAUUCUCUUUUGAUUAAUUUCCUCGGAUGUUUGUCGUUACUGCAUACCGCGAGCUCAGCUACUAAUUAAUACUCAUCGUCGACAAUGUUAAUUUGUGGCGUUGAGCAGCAUCAAUAAACUGCUCCACCUUUGUGUUGUUUCCUAAUUACUAAAUGGUUUGUUUCUUUUGUUUAUCGUCA